Molecule: messenger RNA, 2443 nt
Organism: Siniperca chuatsi (mandarin fish)
Lineage: Eukaryota; Metazoa; Chordata; Actinopteri; Centrarchiformes; Sinipercidae
Gene: prepl
Product: prolyl endopeptidase like
Exons: 15
Coding region: 202-2379 (725 amino acids)
Biological process (GO): proteolysis
Cellular component (GO): Golgi apparatus; cytoskeleton
Molecular function (GO): serine-type endopeptidase activity
Source: RefSeq, a predicted model, not a curated record
ACAAUUUGCUCGCUGCUGUUAACGGUUAACCAUCGGCAGAAUGGUUGAUUUAAAUAAUGAAACAACAAAUAUUACAGGAUUAAAUGCAAUGCUUAUUCGUUAUGAAACGUGUAAGCGUUUACUGUGGUGAUGACCGACAGUAACUUUACCUGACAGUGCUAAAAACCACUUAGCGGCUAUCAUCUGUUAAUUAACGUCGUAAUGGCCGUUCUCUUGUCUCUGCUGUUUUCAUCUGCUCGUCUAGUUACACCAUCUCGGUUACGACUUUGGGAGCUCUCCGUUUGCAAACGGAAAACAUGGCUCUCCUUGUCCGUCCAACGUUGUUACACGCCGGACACUUCAAACUCAUCAGUUGAUCGUCUCAGCUCUGGACUUGAGAGGUACAAGGACUUGCAGGAGUAUUUCAACAGGAGACUGAAGGCAACAUACCACAGGUUCUCCAACAUACCUGAUCACACAGUGGUCUGUGGACAUCACCAUGUGUAUUUCAUUGAAGGUGAUGGCAUCUACAGAAUGGACAAGAGACAAAGUGAGCCGGAGCCAGAGCAGGUGCUAAAUCUAGGACAAGUCUCUGGACAGGAGGAGAUAGAACUUGAUAAUGAAGAGAGGAAGCAGAGGUUUCAGUGGACUGUACAGAGAAUACGUCUGUCCCCACAGGAAAAGCAUCUUGCUGCUACACUAAAAGCAAAUCACAGAGAAGAGCUGAGGUGUGUGGUUGUGAGGCUUGGAAAGAGAAAUUCCUCUCCUCUGGAUCCCCAACACGUUGAUUUCACACUGGACAAAGUCUUCAGCUUUGAGUGGGCCACAGAUGAGGUCCUGUUUUACACAACUCUGGAGGGUCUACGCUGCAGCAGAGUGUUUCGUCUGGACCUGACCUCCAGCGGAAGCAGGAUAACCUCUGUGUAUGAGGAAAGACAUCCUGAUGUGUUUGUGGAGGUUGCCCUUUCCAGAGACCGACAGAUCCUGAGCAUCAACUGCAACAGCAGGACCAGUUCAGAGGUGCUGCUCAUUGAUAUAACAUCCCAUUUAGAGCCUUUCCUGGUUCAGCCAGGCCAACAGGACCUCCUGUACCAUGUGGAGCACUGGAGAAGCUGGCUGAUUAUACUGGCUAGUACAGGGCCUGGACAGGAGUAUCAGGUAGUGCAGGCCCCUCUCUCAGAGCCAUCCAUGGUCUCCUGGGUGCCUUUGUUUGCCCCUGGCCCUGGCACUGCAGUCAAAGACAUGGAUGUGGUCGGAGACCACUGUGUGCUUGUUGCAAGAAAACCAGCCGGUGAACUUGUUCUGAUUGUGGUCCCGCUGACCCAUCCCAAAGAAGUAUACACUGUACAGCUCCCCUCCUGGGCCUGUGCCAUCAAAACCAAGAAACCAGACAUCGCAGACCAACGCAGUGUGUUAGAGUUCUUGAUUUCAUCUCCAGUCCGCUCCCCGGUGCCCUACUGUCUAUACCCCGAGGAUGGGCUACUUUUAUCAGGCACCGAAGAUGGGUCCUCCACAGAGAACCGGGGCAAUUAUACCACCACACGUUUGGAGACCCCCAACCAAGAUGGUACCUUGGUGCCAGUGACACUGUUUCAUACAGUACCUAUGGAAGGUUUGAGACAGACACCACUACUGGUCCAUGUCUACGGAGCUUAUGGCAGAGAUCUCAACAUGGAGUUCUGCCCAGAAAAAAGGCUGCUGCUGGAGCAGGGCUGGGCUCUGGCUUACUGCCACAUCAGAGGUGGAGGAGAGCGGGGUCUGUCCUGGCAAAGACAAGCUCGUGUGGAGGGGAAGCAGAGAGGAGUGGAUGACCUCCAAGCCUGUCUCCAUCACCUUUUCUCUUUAGGAGUCUCCUCUCCGUCACUCACUGCUCUUACAGCCUGCAGUGCUGGGGCUGUGCCAGUGGGAGCGCUGUGCAACAGACACCCACACAUGAUGCGGGCUGUCACGCUGCAGGCUCCUUUCCUAGAUGUGUUGGGAACUAUGGAGGAUCCCAGUCUGCCUCUAACUUUGGAGGAUAGAGAAGAAUGGGGUGACCCAGUAGGAAACCCAAAACACAGACUCACCAUCUCCUCCUACUGUCCCCUUCACAACAUUACUCCUCAGUGCUACCCCUCGAUUCUGCUGACGGCCUACAGCGGUGAUGCCAGGGUUCCUCUGGCAGGCGUCCUCAAAUACAAUGAGCAGCUAAAGAACGCCAUUCAUACACACUUCAGCAUGAAGCCAAAGUCUGAAUGUGAGCCAGCACCAAACAUAGUUCUGAAUAUCCAACCUGGAGUAAAUCACCUCGGACCAGAAGACUUUGAAGUGAUGCUGGAGGAGGAAGCCCUCAAGCUAGCAUUCCUAUACACAGAGCUGGGCCUGGACCCUCCUCGGCCUCCACCCAAGAGGAAGAGAUAACAAGGCUAUCAGGAAGCAGUCAGGAAUCAAACAACGACCCAAACAUCUACCAUUACGGCCACGA